Messenger RNA from Zootermopsis nevadensis, 3085 nucleotides. The record is from RefSeq and is a predicted model, not a curated record. Lineage: Eukaryota; Metazoa; Arthropoda; Insecta; Blattodea; Termopsidae.
GAAUGACCUGUGAAUGAAGAAUUUUUAUUCUUAAUGAUGGAAAGUUCUUUUACUGUAGUGUUUGGUUUAUUGACAGUUUGUCUGUGCAUGUGCGCAUAUGCGCAGAAUGAAACACAGUCUGAGGGUGAAAGUUCAGCAGAAACAAAUAGGUCUUGUGCGAACAGCGCGACUAACAAAACAGAUUAUGUGUGUGAGCUGAAUUCAACGGAUUUGACGGUAUCUACAGAAGUAGUAACAGAAGGUGUCAAUGGUACAACUAGUAUCGCAGAUGUGAAUAGCACGCUGUCUAGUGAAGUAGUUCAAAUAGGAAAUGAAACAUAUUCUGAAUUGCCUGUGAAUGCAACCACGGCGAAACCAGAGAUUCAGACAACACGGCAUCCGGAGACUACCACGGAACCAGUUCCUGCAACGGUUGAGACGGUAGCGGAAUUACGACCAGUCUCUAGUGAAAUCUGCGUGUGCGAUAUAAAAGUGAAUUCUUGUGAUAUCAACUGCUGUUGUGACGUGGACUGUUCAGACAGCGAUCGACUUGCAUUCUCAGGUUGCCACGGUAGAGCGCCAUUUAACUUCGAUCCUCGUCAUUGCUACCACACGCAUUUUAUCUAUCAUAACAACACAGAGUUGAAGCUUGUCCAAGACGAAGGUGGUUUAUUUUGCAUAGUGAGUGACAACUUACCUGCAAGAUUUACGUAUCAAAAUAGGAGGGUGGUAACAACUUUGCACGAAUUUAACAAACUGCACAGAUCUCGGAGGACAUUUUCUUGGCAAGCUGAGAAAUUUGAUCCUCCCUCGUUUGAUCCAUCAGCACCAUUCAGGAAGGGAGCAAUCAUAUGGACUGUUGUGAACAGGACUCUCAUUCCUUUCAGUCUUCCAGUGCAUGUAACAAGUGCCUUAUGUCAAGCUUCGAAAAUAAUCUACUAUUUAAGUGACUGGUCAGGAACAUGUCACGUCGUCACAGGCGAUGCUGCCGCCUGCGAAAAUCGUCCAGAACUCAGUGCCUCUACUUUCUACAAAGGAUUCACUGUCUUAGUCGCACCGGAGCUGAUGAAUGAGACCUACGUCGUUCAUCUGAAAGAGGAUUGCCCUUCUAAUGUCUGCAUUGCAGUAACUCUGCACUUAUGUUCAGAAUUAAGCACUGGGGCGUCAGUACUUGAUCACUGCGACGAAGUAACAGAUUUGCAGCCCUCCUUUUAUGACUCUGGUUCUGAAAAUUGUCAGAAUGUAGUCAGAGAGGUGAGAUAUAUGAUAUACCAUAAUGGAACCAAAGGAAUUACAAAUGUAUGUGUGUAUGUGUGGCUUACAAAUGUAACGCUGUAUACGGAAUUGUCACAAAAGUUCAGCGUCUCUUUCCGUUGGACUAAAGAUGGAAAACCAUUCCAUCGCAGUGGUAAUCCUGGUUAUAUCGUUGGCAAACCAGUCAUGACUGGAAAGAAGGUAACUCGGGUUUCAGGAAUCGAAGGAGAAGUUGAUAAAGAAGCCAUUGAAGUUGAUGAGAAUCCUGAGGAGUGGCUGUCGAUUGCAGUAGCAAAGAAAGAUGGCAGAUGCGACGUGGAGGGGAAGAACGGUAAUUCUUUGAGGCAGACUGUCACAUUUGGGGAGAACAGAUGGUCAUCGUGCAUGGUGUUUGUUAGCCCAUCAAACUUUACGUCACCGUCAGCCUGUGCGACAAUGCACAAAGCAACGAUUAAUUUGUUAGCUGGUGGUGUGAUGGAGAAUGUUACGUCAGCUAAGGAGUUCAAUUUUUAUAUUGCAACUUUUGGAGACUCAAAAGUUGAAGAAACAGGUGACUGGGUACAAGUAAUGCUGGAAACUGUCCCAUCAUUUGUAAUUUCAUCGAGUCAAAGUGAUGACUGGGCGCUAGUCUGUAAAGGCAUCGUGACGAGUCUUCACAUUGACGUGAUGUUCGCGAAUGUCGGUUCUCUCGCAGUACCUCAGGCAAAAAUUUUAGGUGCUGUUUUCAGAUUUGGAUCGCCGCGUGACAUAGUAUUUGCGUGUUCUUCUUUUCGCUGCACGCGCGAAACUGAAGAGCAGCACUACGAUGCGGUAAGUUCCGUGUCGUUUGUCGACGCUACAAAACCCGCCAUUGCCCGGUUCGCAGAGCCACCUGUUUAUGAAGUAAAGUUACCCUUUGACUUUUUCUACCCAUUUUUCAGUAAUUCGGCUCUUUUAAAACCAAGUAAUGUACUAGUUUUUGCACUAUUUGUCUUCAGUUGUAUCAAAAUUAUAAUACACUGAUUUCUAAAAGAAUAGCAAGAUUCAUGCUUCCCCCUUAAUUCAUUGCAUCUUCCCAAAUGUCAACUUAUACAGUAUAUUCCUGAAGCGACUUAAUUACAUUCCCAUUUAUAUAUUUAAAUUGAAGAAGUCUGUCUGCAAAACCCUGAAGAACUUCCCAUGGAACCAGUUUGGAAAUCGCUGAGGUAGGAAUGUUUUCAAAAUAUUUGCGAACUUUUGUAUAAAUUUAAUUUGAGUUUCGGUUUAUAAUUAAAAUAAACGCGUUCUUUGACAGUGUCAUCCUGAAACCCUGGUAAAUUUGAAUUUUAAUAUUAGUGACACAAACAUUUAAUUGGGAACUUAAUUUUGAACUCUGAAAAGAAAAAUAUAUGUGUUGACAGUUUUGACGGCAGAAUACUGAUGUCUGUCACUGAUGAAUCAUAUCAAAUGAGAGUAUGGCUUUGCGAAUCCAACACUCUGAGUUUGAAAUUUGAUAAAAUGUUUAUAAGAUAUUUAUAUCACUAAUGUAGACUGACCUCAGUUGUCAUUUUACGUUAAGACUGAAAUUUAUUUUUGACAUUUUUGUGUGGUGUUUAUACAAUUUUUUUGAGAGACAUUUGUAGAACUUUGUCUGAUAAAUGUAUUGUAAAUUUUCUCAGCGUACCCUGUAAACAGUGUUUUAGGAGUAAUCAGAACUUUGGUGACGGUAACGUCUAAUAGUGGAUGUGAGAGUAAUUUUGUUUCUCGUAUGGUGAUGACAGGGACUUGUAUAUUUUUCUGUCUCAGUUCAUUGCAUUCAAAUUUGCACACUGCACCACAUUUCAGAUUAUGAAAUGCAGAUUUUGGUACAAAUUAUAUUUUUAUUUCUACGAAA